AUGCAGAGUGUCCCUGUAUUGCUUCUUGGGUUCGUUGCCAUCUACAUCAUCCAAAAGCUAGUCCGUUAUUGGAGUGCACUGCGUUCUAUCCAGAAUCUCCCAGGAUACCGUAUUCUCUUUCGCGACGUCAGUGCAGCGUCCUUCCUGGGAUCGAUUCCUGGAGUAGCACCAGGAUUCAAUGCAAACUUUCAGGAUAAACAUAGUAUAGCACUCUCAACUGCUGAUGCCGAUGUAGCCAAGGAAAUCACGUCGUCUCGAUAUCGUUUCCCCAAGCCCAUCGAUCAGUAUGAGGCCCUGUCUGUGUACGGACUCAAUAUUGUCGCAUCGGAAGGUGAUGAUUGGAAGAGAUAUAGAAAGAUUGCUGCUCCAGCAUUUUCAGACCGUAACAAUAAACUGGUCUGGGAGGAAACUGUGAAAAUUAUGGAUGGAUUAUUUGAUGAGGUCUGGAAGAAUCAAGACGUGGUUACAGUCGAUCAUUGCUUAGACAUCACUCUGCCAAUUGCUCUAUUUGUGAUUGGAGUUGCAGGUUUCGGCAAAUCUAUGACAUGGCAUGAUGAAGAUCAAGGCAUACCCGCUGGUCAUAGCCUAUCGUUCAAGGAUUCGCUCCAUACAGCGUCAGUUGAUAUUACAAUCAAAUUGCUUUUUCCAGAUAUCCUGUUGAAAUAUGGCACCCCACGUCUACGGAGGGUUAGGAAAGCGUACCAGGAGCUUGGGGUAUACAUGGCCGAGAUGGUUCAAGAGCGGACUGCUUCUGAAAAAGCAGAGCGCCACGAUCUUUUUACUAAUCUGCUGGAAGCAAACAACGAUGAUUCAGAUGGGGUUCGUCUAACCUCUGAUGAACUUAUUGGUAACAUUUUCAUUUUUCUUUUGGCUGGCCACGAGACUACUGCCCACACUCUGUGCUUUACAUUUGCUCUUCUGGCCAUGCACGAGGAUGAGCAAGAAAAAUUGUUCCAACAUAUAAAGACCACUUUGCCUGAUGGUAGAAUGCCAACAUACGACGAUAUGCCUCGUUUAACCUAUUCCAUGGCAGUCUUCUAUGAGACUCUACGUCUUUUCCCACCAGCACCUCUGGUUCCAAAAAUCAGUUCUGAGGAUACAGUUCUCACAGUAGGAAAUAUUCACGGUCAGAAACGCGUCGUUCCCGUCGCAAAAGGUACCAGGGUAAUCGUCCAUAUCCCUGGGCUCCACUACAAUCCUCGCUACUGGGAUGAUCCCGAGUCUUUCAGGCCAUCUCGUUUUUUGUCUCCGGAUUGGAAUCGCGACGCCUUCCUUCCAUUCAGCGCCGGCGCGCGUGCAUGCCUGGGAAGAAAGUUCUUCGAGACAGAAGGGAUUGCAGCUUUAACUAUGUUGGUAUCGCGCUACAAAAUCAAGGUUAAAUACGAACCAGAAUUUGCGGCAGAAUCGUUCGAACAACGUUACAACCGCAUUCUAAAGGCAUACACCAGACUUACAUUGACGCCUGAGCGGGUGCCAUUAACGUUUCUUCGCAGGUCGUAA
Molecule: messenger RNA, 1500 nt
Organism: Psilocybe cubensis
Lineage: Eukaryota; Fungi; Basidiomycota; Agaricomycetes; Agaricales; Agrocybaceae
Exons: 17
Coding region: 1-1500 (499 amino acids)
Molecular function (GO): oxidoreductase activity, acting on paired donors, with incorporation or reduction of molecular oxygen; monooxygenase activity; heme binding
Source: RefSeq, a predicted model, not a curated record